Messenger RNA from Octopus sinensis (East Asian common octopus), 2421 nucleotides. RefSeq names its product phospholipid-transporting ATPase IC-like. The record is from RefSeq and is a predicted model, not a curated record. Gene Ontology annotation, cellular component: plasma membrane. Gene Ontology annotation, biological process: Golgi organization; phospholipid translocation. The transcript is spliced from 9 exons. Gene Ontology annotation, molecular function: ATP hydrolysis activity; ATP binding; ATPase-coupled intramembrane lipid carrier activity. NCBI's taxonomy places the organism in Eukaryota, Metazoa, Mollusca, Cephalopoda, Octopoda, Octopodidae.
AUGAUCGAACACAAGCACGGAAUGAAGGUAUCUGGUGAAGAAUACGCUUCUGCUUCCAACCGGUAUGUGGAGAUGGCAUGCAAAGGUGAAGACAACCCAAUGAAUGCUAAAGAAGAUGCAAUGGUUGAAUCAGAUGUGGGAGAGUACGAUAUCGGAGAUUUGAACAUCUGCCUAAACCUGAAGUGCACAAGAUUAAUUCAUAAAAUAGCUGCAUUCAUAAAACGUGUAUUAGAGAAAACUGGUCAUUGGCAGAUAGCCAGAGUAUUUCCUCUGACUAUGGCUAUGGAUAUUCUUUUGGUUAAAUACCGGUGCUCACACGGGUCGCGGUUAAUUCCGGGAAUAUCGUCAUUAUCUCCACUUACAACAAUAUUUCCCCUAUUUAUUGUGAUUAGUCUGUCUGCUAUAAAAGAUAUAUAUGACGAUUACGUGAGGCAUAAGAACGAUGACGAAGUCAAUAACCGACAUUGUUUAAUUUUCCGUGAUGGAGAAUAUUCCCCUGUAAAGUGGAGAGAUGUGGUAGUGGGUGAUAUUCUCAGACUCUCAAGUGAAGAGAAAGUAGAAACAAACUUGAAGACUCGAAAUGCUCUUCCUUCCACUGUUCAGAAGUUCGCUUCUUCUAAUUUGGAUGAUUACCUUCUAAAAGUGUCAUCAGAACUGCCAAAUAAAAUACUUGACAAAUACGAAGGAACUCUUCAAAUGCAAGACGAUUCCAUAUUUUCAUUAAGCAACGAAAAUGUGGUUCUUCGUGGUUGCGUAAUUCGGAACACUGCUAAUGUAGUUGGAAUGGUUAUUUUCACUGGAUGUGACACAAAAAUUAUGAUGAACUCUGGAAAACUCCGUUUAAAGCGGACACAUCUUGAUAUGUACGUCAAUACAGUCAUCAUGCAGUGCAAUCACAGUAAAGUCUAUUUUAUCUUUCUUCUCUUUUGUUAUUAUUAUGAAUGCCAUAAUCCCGAUUUCUCUCUAUGUGAGGUCUGUUUUAAUAUCCAUUUUCGUAGUGUUGAAUUCAUUCGUUUUUGGCAGUCACUUUUUAUUAACUGGGACUUGAGAAUGUGUGAUUCUAACACGGGGACUUUCGCCAAAGCCCGAAGCACUAACCUUAUUGAGGAAUUGGGGCAGAUUCAGUAUAUUUUCAGCGACAAGACCGGCACCCUAACUCAAAGUCGAAAGAAUGGUAUAAUUGAAAUCGAAGUCAACGGGACUUCACUUUAUUUCGAAAUAUUGGCAAUCCUUGACUUUGACAAUUUCCGAAAAAGAAUGUCUGUUGUAGUCCGUAGAAAUGGGAAAAUCACGUUAUUCUCGAAAGGAGCCGACACUACGAUAUUUCAGCACUACAGAACAACACUUAAAUGUAAUAGUUAAUGUAAUUUGGAGGACUUUGCUUGUUCUGGACUCAGGACUCUUUGCUUUGCCUAUAAGGAGAUUAAAAUAGAGGAUUGGAAUCGAUGGUUUAGUGACUAUUCUGCUGCCAGUUUGUCUUUGACUGACAGAUCUGGGAUGAUAAAUCACUGUAUCAUGGAACUAGAGAAGGACCUGAUUCUUUUGGGUGCCACGGGAAUCGAGGACAGAUUACAAGACAACGUGGCCGAUACUAUUUCGUCAAUUACUGCUGCAAAAAUUAGAAUUUGGGUACUCACGGGAGACAAAUUGGUGAUUUGCUGCAGAGUCACGCCCCUACAAAAGUCACAAGUAGUCUGCUUGAUCAAAAAACACAAGAAAGCGAUAACACUUUCUAUCGGAGAUGGGGCCAAUGAUGUCAGCAUGAUCAAAGGUGUUGCGAGAGUUGAAUUUACUUUAGCUGCCGAUAUUGGAGUUGGUAUAUCUGGUAAGGAAGGAAGACAGGCAGUGUUAGCUUCAGAUUAUUCUAUCAGCCAAUUCUGCUUUCUCAAGUAUCUCCUCUUGUAUCAUGGACGUCUCUCAUAUUUUCGGAUGUCAGCUUUUUUGUCAUAUUUUUUCUACAAGAGUUUCAGUUUUGCAUUUGCCCAGUUCAUUUAUGCAUUUUUUUCCGCCUUCAGUGCUCAAGUCUGGAGGUUUUGUGAUUUUGUAGAUCUUCUAUCAUGUUAUUUUUAUGGCAACCUACAAUUUGGUUUAUACUUCGGUUCCCGUGCUUGUCAUGGCUAUUCUGGACAAGGUAUAUUGUGCUCAAUUAUCUUUCUGGAUGUUCUUAACCCAGAAAUGGCCACUGAUCCAAAAUUGUACGAUUCAGGUCUAAGAAAUCGGCUCUUUAACAAAAAAAUAUUUUUUCUGUCGGCAUUUGAGGGCUGUGUGACUUCACUGGUUAUCACUCUCUUCACAUACCUUGCCUUCAAUGACGGGGUCGAUUUAAGCGGGAAAACAAUAGAUGAUCUCUACACAGUUCAACACGUGGGAAUGACUUUACUCACUUUCGUGGUCACAUUUAGAGUUUUUUUGGAUAUUUGA